Molecule: messenger RNA, 6600 nt
Organism: Diorhabda carinulata
Lineage: Eukaryota; Metazoa; Arthropoda; Insecta; Coleoptera; Chrysomelidae
Gene: Galphao
Product: guanine nucleotide-binding protein G(o) subunit alpha
Exons: 9
Coding region: 407-1471 (354 amino acids)
Biological process (GO): adenylate cyclase-modulating G protein-coupled receptor signaling pathway
Cellular component (GO): heterotrimeric G-protein complex
Molecular function (GO): GTP binding; G-protein beta/gamma-subunit complex binding; GTPase activity
Source: RefSeq, a predicted model, not a curated record
UUCUAUUCCAAAAGCAAACACACGCGGACCGAUUGUAACGUAUGGUUUUAUCGCAUUCGGAGGGUCUGUUACACCCGAUAUGAGAGACUCGGAUCGACAAACGAUUUCGAUAUCUAACCACUAAUUCGAUCAUAUUUAACGCUAACGCCUUUAGUGAGUUUAUAUCGGGUAAACGUUGAUAAUCGAGUAUCGGACGUCGUCUAAAAAUUAAAAUUAGUGUUCUAUGUGAACUCGAAUAUAAAUUGUGUUAUCAAUUCCCGGUGUUAUUGUUCAGUGAUAUUUUCUCAUGAAACUGUGAUUAUUCUAUUUUAAAUAGAAAUAGGUAAAAACUUUUUAUAAAACAUAUAUAUUCUUUGAGAAAGUGUAUAAAAAAAGCUUCAAGACGUCGUGCAUCGAGGUUUGUGCCAUGGGGUGCACAGUUUCGGCAGAGGAAAGGGCGGCGAUUGCCAGAACGAAACAGAUAGAUGAGUCCCUUAAGGAAGAAAAGCAACGAUCCCGGCGGGAUGUGAAGCUACUGUUAUUGGGUGCUGGAGAAUCGGGGAAGAGUACAAUAGUAAAACAAAUGAAAAUAAUACACGAAAGUGGAUUCACUCCAGAGGACCAUAAACAGUAUAGACCGGUGGUCUACAGCAAUACAAUACAGUCCUUGGUAGCUAUUUUACGAUCAAUGCCGAAUCUCGGAAUAAGUUAUGGAAACAAUGAGAGGGAGAUAGACGGCAAAAUGGUGUUCGAUGUUAUCCAAAGGAUGGAAGACACAGAACCAUUCUCAGAAGAACUUUUAGCUGCAAUGAAACGAUUAUGGACUGAUUCAGGAGUUCAAGAAUGUUUUGGUCGUUCCAACGAGUAUCAGCUCAACGAUUCCGCCAAAUAUUUCUUAGAUGAUUUAGAUCGACUAGGAGCUAAGGACUACCAACCUACAGAACAAGACAUAUUAAGAACAAGGGUGAAAACUACGGGUAUAGUUGAAGUACACUUUUCAUUUAAAAACCUUAAUUUCAAAUUAUUUGAUGUGGGUGGUCAGAGGUCGGAAAGGAAAAAGUGGAUACAUUGUUUUGAAGAUGUAACCGCGAUUAUUUUCUGUGUAGCUAUGAGUGAAUAUGACCAAGUGUUACAUGAAGAUGAAACGACAAACCGUAUGCAAGAAAGCUUAAAACUAUUUGACUCUAUCUGUAACAAUAAAUGGUUCACAGAUACCUCCAUUAUCCUCUUCCUCAACAAAAAAGAUCUUUUUGAAGAAAAAAUUAGGAAAUCGCCUUUAACAAUAUGCUUUCCUGAAUAUGCAGGUGCGCAAGAAUACGGUGAAGCUGCCGCAUACAUUCAAGCACAAUUCGAAGCGAAAAACAAAUCGACUACCAAAGAAAUCUACUGCCAUAUGACAUGCGCCACCGAUACGCAUAACAUUCAAUUCGUCUUUGACGCAGUUACCGACGUUAUCAUCGCGAAUAACCUGCGCAACUGCGGCCUCUACUAAACCACAUUUUGUAAUAUUAUUCCUCCUCUCACAUUGACAAGGUGAUACACCCAAUAUAUAUACACACAUAUAUUUUUAUUUCUGGGACAUUGUGUAUCAGAGAAAUAUAAAUAAACUAAAAAAAAUAUCACUCCUUGAAAGUAACAAGUCAGUUAACAAAGAAACAUUUUAUUUAUACUGGAUAUAGUUAGAGUAGAAAAUACAAACGAAAUUAAUAGUAACUGUUGAUUAUUAUCCUUUAUAUUGCAAAAACUAAAUGUUAUUAACAAGCUUUAUAAUAUGUUUUUUGACCACUAUGUUUAAGAUUUGAAAACAUUUCAGAGGAUAAUUUAUAUAACUGAGAAUAAGAUACUGCAUGCACUUAUUUGAGACAUAGUCCAUUUUCAAUUCCUUUCUUUUGAAAGAAAAAAAUUGUACUGAUUUAUUUAUUGUAAAUUAUCCUCGGUCUAUUACCCAUAUACUUAUUUAAUCCUGAGGCUUUUCUACCUUUUCAGGUGUGAAUCUCCCUUGUCAUCAGCAGAUUCCUAUCCUGUGUUUUUUCUUUUAUUUCCUGCAAUAUUAUUCUUCGUUUUUCCCUUCCAUCUUAAUUUCUUCUGUCUAGUUUCUCCUGUCUUUUUUUUGUUCGUUCUUCAUAUAUCUACUGAAUUAAUUGUUCUUUUCCCAUUUUCAUAACAUGACAAAUCAUUUUAAUUAUUUUCCUUCGAUUUUGUUUUGAUUGUAGAUUGGAAUUUUCUCUUAUAGUUAUUCCUUAUUUUGUCUUAUCUUGAUUUGUUAUUUCUAUUUUUCUUAGAAAUCUCAUUUCUGUCUUUUUUGUUUCUUUGUAAAUGUCCAUGUAUGUGAACCGUAUGUCAAUAUGGGUGUAGCUACGUUUCACAUUUCGUAUUUGUUUUUAUUUGAUUUGAUAUUUCCUUAUUGGCUAAAAACUUAAUCGCAUUAUAAUCAUCGACUUUAUUUUGUUCGUUUAUUUUCAUAUUCAUUAUCUGUUUCUUUAUGAAUAUCCUAUAUUUUAAUGUCUUUUCGUUCUUUUUAUUCUUUUAUCUAACACUAUGGUAAAUAAUAAUGAGAUUAGUCCAUUUGGUGUUUUGAACCUAUUUGAUACCUCUUGCCUAACUCUGACAUAGUUUUUCGUCUGUUCAAAUAAAGCCUCUACUUCUUUUAUUCGUUUUUCUUCUAUACCUUUAUGUCCCCCCCACUCUGUUGAAUGCUUUUUCAAAAUCUAUAAAACAUAGAUGUAUAGUAUUGCUUUUUCAGUUAUUUGCCUACUCAUGAAGUUUGAAUUUUUUUAGUAUGACAAACUGAAAUAUUUUUUUUUUCAAUCAACAAAAGUAUUUAUAAGUGAAGAAAUUAUUUUGAAGUUAGUUUGAAGGAUCUAUCCGAUCUGAUACACAAUGUCCCCCUUUUCUCGAUCACCUCAUAAUCUCCAGCUUUUGAUAAAUCUAGUAUAAUUUUAUUGAAGGGUGGAUAUAGUGGGGUAGCCGUAGAAUUGUACUAAAAGUUGAGUGAGAUGUUUAAAAUGUGUUCUUUUUGUUAUGUGACAUCAGUUGAAGAAUUAUUAGAUUGUAAGUGAAAAUGUUCAAUAUACAGAAGCGAAAGAAUAAUUUUAUUUACUUAUUGGAAUUAGGUUUAUUACAUGGCUGAAGUAGGAAAUCAUUUUUAUUCAUUUAGUAUGAUUAUAACCAAAUUAUUGUUGUACAAAGUACUUUAGAAACAUUGGAACAAAAUUAUUACAGGUGCCUGGAUAUUAUACAGACUAUAAACAACAUCACUUUCAAACUUCUAGGAUUUGUAGUCUGUAAAAGCCAAAGGAGUGUUGGCGAUGUUUUAUAAUUUCGCGACAACUUUGGACUACAUAAAACCUCUUUCCAUUAAAAAUAUUUUCUUCUCCAAAUUACAAAAUUUUUAGGAAAAUUCACAAUUGGAAAAGUUUGACUGUUACCAAAUAUUUAUCAAACAAUGUAUUUCCAGCUGUAAUAUUAACAAUUAUUUUUUUGAAACAUACAAAUAAUAUAUAUUACGAGUUCUGGGGGUUAAGUUAAUGAUGAUUUUGCAUUUUACCCAAAAUUAAAUAUAUAUUAAUUUUAAUAUACGAAAGUAAAAGUUUGGUUUAUGCAGUCAAAAUUAAAUUUAAACUUAAACUAAACAUUCGUGGUGGUAAUUUUUCAGUUUAUGCAGUAAAUUAAGGAUAAUUAUAAAUUACUGGUAAACCAAUAGAACUUCCCUGUAUGUGUCCUUUUUGUUAUACAAAUGUGGAAAGCUCUUCUUCAGUAUUCAUCUAAAUGAUAUUGCUGACUUUUAUACAAUGCUUUUUCCUAUUUUUUUAUAUCAGUUUUAAAAAUAAAACACCACUGAGAAAAUUGGCGCAAUAACGCGAAUAAUAUUUCCAUAACCAAGGACCAAGAAUGCUGUAAGCAAAACAAUACCACCGAUACAGACUGACCGAAGGUUUGUUCUAGUUCUAAAGUCAGUUCAGCCAGUGGAGUGCACUAAGUGUAAUAUCGAAACUGUGGCACUACAUCUUCAUAGAAUGAAUGUAAAAUAUAAAAAAGUAAAUCAUUUUCCAUUAUUGUUUAUACCGCAAGGCAUGAGUCACAUCAAAUAACCUCAAAUACAACAAUCAACAAAUGCUCUAUUGCUCUCUGCACUAUAUCGUUCUUUGUAUUCGAUUGAACUAACUCUUUACACUCAUGAACUGGCCUGCACUGGUACAGUUCCAGUGCAGCUACCAUUUUGUGUUCGAACAAAAAGUAGCAUUUCAGUGUGUUUCAGCUAGUAAUUUAAUUUGUUAAUUUAAUGGUAAUUUCUAAUUUUAGCUGCAUAAACCAAACUUUAAAGUGAAUGUUACAACAGUAAUCAAAUAAUUGGAGCCUAACCUUUUUCGCAUCUGUCACCGUUCAAUUUAAAUGAGAGCCGAUUGUCUCGAUUUUGAGAAAAACCAGCCAAUACUGGCUGGUGGCGUCCUAAUUUUACAUAUAUUAUUCGAAGAUUUAUGGAAGCAUUAAAUUCGAAAAAUCUUAACUAUAUUUUAAUAUGGAAACCGAUGAUCAUCAACUAAUAUAGUAGUUCUCUAUAUACACGAAAACGUUUAGUAUUUUGAAUUUUUUGACGUCACUGCAUGUUUUUUUUUCUCACUCCACAAUUUCUGUUUGCGAAUUUUAAUUUCAUAUUAAAGCUAAUGUUAAUUAGUUAGCGCUUUCUAAACUUUUUUAUUUAUUGAUAAUCUUAUGCUGGUGUUCCAUUGUACUAUAAUUGUACUUUAUAACAAAAAGGCAGAUAAAUUGGAGGAAUUGUUAGAUAUAACUGAUGAAAAGUAUUAAAAGUAAACAGCUAAUAAUUCCAAUCUAAAAUUAAGUUAUCAAUUUUAGAUAACUCAAGCAUUUUGUCCUUUUUUUGGUAAAAUAACACGUUCUAAAUUCUCAUUACUGUUUCCUUAUUUAUUACGAAAACAGUUCAUUACAUGAAUUAAAAAUUAACAGCUCUAGUACACUCUAGAACCUUUAACUGUUUUCUUCUUUUUUAUUAUCAUUUAAAACUGAAGUUUCAACAAUCAUAUUUGGCUGUACGUCGUUUGACAAAAGGCUAACAAAGGAGAAGUCAACAAUCAUGGAUCUGUCUAAACUUACAGUAUUUUUGCAAAACAGACAAAAUUACGAAAAUAUACUUCUUCAAUUUGAGGUGAUUGAAAACCAAUCAACUUUUUUCAUCUCGAUAUUUCAAAUCUAAAAUUAUCACAAAAAAAAGAAAAAUAGUCAAAGACAAUUAUUUAAAAACAAUAUUUAAAUCAAAUAUUCAGGACAGGGAAGUCACGCUGACAUAACUUGUAAAUACCAAAUUUCUUAACAUUGAUCGAGUUUUUCUGGGUGAGUAGAUCUGCAUUGGUGAAAACAAUCUUAUAAUAUUUCAAGAUUAGGAGCUAGGUGUAGAUUCAUCUAAUUCAAGCCAGAUAAAUCGGGUCUUUUCAAAAAUCUAGAUUAUACAAUUUUCUUGAUACUGUCUUAAAAAUUAAGAAAGGAAAUUGUACUGAAUCGUUAAUAAAAUUAUUGUUUAGCUUCUGUUAUUUUGACGUUUUCCAUAACCGGAAAAUUGAUUAGCUUUUUGCUAAAUUAUAUAAUGGGAGGUCUAUAAACUUUUCGAACUAAUUAUGUCAAAAGAGUUCAUACAAUUUUAAUGUUUUUUAUCAAAAUGAAUGCACAAUAUGUUGAAAAUAUGCGCACAUUCGUACCGCUGAAUUUAUCAACAUUGUACAAACGAAACACAUUUAAAUCUUUAUUUAGUUUUGUCGAAGAAAAAUAUAAUUUCGUCAAACAUUACUUUUAUGUUGAGGUAUUUGUGCCAUUAAGAGAAAUUGCAUUUAUUCCAAUUAGAUCGCAUAACUUUCUUAAACCACAAUAGUAUACAUUUAAUGGUUAACAUUGUAUGUGUCGCAGAAUUUUUUACAAUCUUACAGACAUUAACUAAAGUAUGGAGAUGAUUAUAAAUUAGUCUCUGGUCAUCUGACACAUUCCGUUCAUAUCUAAACUUCAAUAGUUGAUUUUACAUUUAUAUUAUAAAAUAUCAAAAGUAGACAGACACAUAAUUGUUUUUUUUAUAGAUCAUGUUGAAGAAAAUUCGUUUCACUGUGGAAUAUUGGGGUGGUACAGUGAAAUAGCAUAAAAUAAAAAUUUGAAAAAUUGGUUUUUAUUUAUCAUAAAAUCAAAAAUGAACAAAAUGUAAAGAAAACUCACAAACUAGAACUCGAAAAGUGUUAAUACUUACUAGGUAAAAAAGUAUAUAGCGUCUUAAAAACUACAGCUAUUAGUUGACAAAAGAAACUACAACCUAUUUAAUGAAAAAUAAAUCGCUAAUUGACCAAAUACACUAAAAUCUAUUUUCUAAACUAUCGUUUAUUAAGUAAAUCAUCGAAAUUUUAACGUUAACGAACUUCUGUGUUGCUGAAGAUAAUUUCAAAUGAAAUCAAAUCGAUUUGUCUUUUGUUCUGCCCUGCUUAUUGGGCUUCAAUUAAUUUGUUGGCCCUUUUGGUGUAUCUUCUAUAAAAUUUAACCUCAAUAUCUUGUGCUUUCUCGCAGGGACCUUCCAACACUAUCGUAACGUAGUAAUCUUUUUUUGUUAUUCUAAAUUGCUCCAAAACAAAA